This is a messenger RNA of Apis mellifera (honey bee), 2313 nucleotides long. RefSeq names its product transferrin 1 (gene Tsf1). The record is from RefSeq and is marked provisional. Lineage: Eukaryota; Metazoa; Arthropoda; Insecta; Hymenoptera; Apidae. Gene Ontology annotation, biological process: iron ion transport. Gene Ontology annotation, cellular component: recycling endosome; plasma membrane; extracellular region.
GUUCGUCGCGAAUUUUUCAUCUAUUCACCUCUUAAUUCUCGUACUCGGAGACGUUAUUGAUUAACGCUUCGGAGAUGAUGCUCCGAUGCAAUAUUUGGACUCUCGCGGUCGUCUCGCUUUUCGUCAACUCGUUCCUCUUUGUCAUCGCCGCACAGGAUUCCUCCGGACGAAUCUUUACGAUAUGCGUGCCUGAAAUAUACUCGAAGGAGUGCGAUGAGAUGAAAAAAGAUUCCGCUGUCAAAGGGAUUCCAGUUUCCUGUAUUUCUGGCCGCGAUCGAUACGAAUGUAUCGAAAAAGUUGGGAAGAAAGAGGCUGAUGUGGUAGCCGUCGAUCCGGAAGAUAUGUACUUGGCGGUGAAGGAUAAUAAAUUGGCAUCGAAUGCUGGCUACAAUGUUAUCGAGCAGGUGAGAACAAAGGAGGAACCGCACGCACCGUAUCGUUACGAAGCAGUGGCUGUGAUACACAAAGAUCUGCCGAUUAACAAUGUGCAAGGAUUGCGCGGAUUAAAAUCUUGUCACACCGGUGUGGGUCGCAAUGUUGGUUACAAAAUACCCAUCACCAAACUCACCGCUAUGGGAGUGUUGAAUAACCUCCAUGAUCCAGAAUAUUCAGCCCGCGAGAACGAACUGCGCGCUUUGAGCUCUUUGUUCUCCAAAGGAUGCUUGGUCGGCACCUGGUCUCCGGAUCCAGCGAUCAAUCGUAGAUUGAAGGAAACUUAUUCGAAUAUGUGCGCUCUCUGCGAAAAACCAGAAGUUUGCGAUUAUCCAGACAUAUAUUCGGGAUACGAAGGUGCAUUGCGGUGUUUGGCGCAUAAUGGCGGAGAAAUUGCUUGGACUAAGGUGAUCUACGUGAAACGCUUCUUCGGCUUACCAGUUGGUGUAACGGCGGCCAUUCCGACAUCGGAAAACCCAGCAGAUUACAGAUACUUUUGUCCAGAUGGCAGCAAAGUGCCUAUAGAUGCGAACACGAAACCAUGCACUUGGGCUGCCAGGCCUUGGCAAGGAUACAUGACUAACAAUGGUGUGAACAACGUAGAAGCGGUUCAAAAGGAAUUGACAGAUCUUGGUAAAUUGGGAGAAGAAGAGAAGGCAGAUUGGUGGAAAGAUAUUAUGUUAUUGAACGAAAAAACCCUAGCCGUUCCUGCACCGCCAGUGUUGCCCGAGAAUCAUCUGAAAAACGCAAAAUACUUAGACGUGAUUGAAAGAAACUCUGGAGCCACGGACAAGAUCAUUCGCUGGUGUACGUGGAGCGAAGGGGAUCUCGAAAAGUGUAAAGCUCUUACCAGAGCGGCAUACUCCAGGGACGUGAGACCCAAGUACGAUUGUACCCUAGAAAAGAGUCAAGACGAUUGCUUGAAAGCUAUUAAGGAAAAUAACGCGGAUUUGACGGUUGUCAGCGGAGGUUCGGUUCUUCGAGCGACCAAAGAAUAUAACACGGUUCCUAUAAUCGCGGAAUCGUAUGGAUCAGGCUCAACGAAUUUCAACGAAAGGCCAGCCGUGGCAGUCGUUUCCAAGUCUAGCUCGAUAAACAAACUGGAGGAUCUGAGGAACAAGAAAUCUUGUCACAGCGGAUACAAGGAUAGCUUUGCUGGUUGGACAGCGCCGAUAUAUACAUUGAAACGCAAAGGUUUGAUAAAAUCAGAGAACGAGGCAGCAGAUUUCUUCUCAGGAUCGUGUGCACCCGGUGCACCGCUCGAUUCGAAACUAUGUCAACAAUGUGUCGGUAAUCUUGCAAGCAACAACGAUCGAAUCCGACAGGUAACCAAAUGCAAAGCGACCAACGAGGAAACGUACAGAGGUGGAAAAGGAGCUCUCUCUUGUCUGUUGGAUGGCAAAGGAGACGUAGCGUUCGUACCAUUGACAGCUCUAUCCGAGGAAGGCGUUCAGAGCAAAGAUCUCGCUCUGAUCUGUCCGGAUGGUGGCCGCGCUGAAAUCAACGAGUGGGAACGAUGCAACUUGGGACUGGAACCGCCAAGAGUAAUCCUCAGCUCUGGUGCUAAGAGUCCAACGGUCUUGGAGGAAUUAACUCACGGUACAUUAGCCGCCAGUACUCUUUACUCGAAGCGACCCGAUCUUUUGCACUUGUUCGGUUCUUGGUCCAAUCGGCCGAAUCUCUUGUUCAAGGACGAAGCGAAAGAUCUCGUAUCGGUGAACAAAUCGUGGAACAAGUGGAACGAUUGGCAGGAGACACAAAAUAAUUACGGUGCUGCUUAAAAUUAGAGGAGGACGCCGCUUGCUCGUCGUGAAUUAUUUAACGAAACACGAUGAUGAUGUAUUAUCAAACGCUGAAAUAAAAUGCCAUAGCAACAGAAUA